Messenger RNA from Hemiscyllium ocellatum (epaulette shark), 1813 nucleotides. RefSeq names its product tissue factor pathway inhibitor 2 (gene tfpi2). Gene Ontology annotation, biological process: negative regulation of peptidase activity. Lineage: Eukaryota; Metazoa; Chordata; Chondrichthyes; Orectolobiformes; Hemiscylliidae. Bases 174 to 890 code for a protein of 238 amino acids. The record is from RefSeq and is a predicted model, not a curated record. Gene Ontology annotation, molecular function: serine-type endopeptidase inhibitor activity. Gene Ontology annotation, cellular component: extracellular region. The transcript has 5 exons.
UCGGAGCCAGACUGACUGUAGUGGCCGGAACACCCGCUGUAUAAAUGUACCAGAUUGGAGUUUCCUGAAAUCGGCGAGUGAAGAGUCCACUGCUCCAGCGCAGACUAAAGUCACGAGUCACAGAGAGGAUCCUACAGUGAAAUCAAGAGUAACUCACUCGUUCUGUCCAAAUCAUGGAGUUGCAGCUUUUCACCAUGACCUGCAGCAUCUUGCUGCUGCUGGCUUCACAAUUCAACAUGGCACAGAAAGACAACCGAGAUGUCUGCUUACUGUUACCAGACCCAGGACCCUGUAAGGCCUUGUUCCAUCGCUUUUAUUAUGACAGAUAUACUCAGAAUUGUGAAGAAUUUGAAUAUGGUGGUUGCAAGGGUAAUGCAAAUAAAUUUGCAACGUUGGAAGAAUGCAAGAUGCACUGCCGCAAGAUUAAAAAGGUUUCUAAAGAAUGCAGGCUGGAAGCAGAUUCGGGACCAUGCCGUGCUUCCUUUUUGAGAUAUUUCUAUAACUUUACAACAGGACAAUGUGAGCAAUUUAUAUUUGGUGGUUGCUUUGGAAAUGAUAAUAAUUUCAAAGACAUUUCAUCUUGCCAGAAUGAGUGCAAGCCAAUAUCAGUUUUACCCUCCUUCUGUACGAAGCCCAAAGAUAAGGGAUCUUGUGCAGCUGAUAUCCUGCGGUUUUACUUCAACGAUGAGAAAGGGAUCUGUGAGACAUUCACUUACUCUGGCUGUGGUGGAAAUGACAAUAACUUUAUCACUCUGAAUGCUUGUCAAAAGAUUUGUCAACCACGUGACAGGAAACCAGUGAAAAACAAAGCUCCUGUGAAACCACUUUAUAAGACAAUUAAAUUAAAAAGAAGAAAGCAGUUUUUAACAAACCAAAAGAGGAAAAUUUAAAUGCUGACCACUCCUAGCAAGAAGUUCCAAGUCAAAUGUUCUUACAUUUUCCAUCUUGGAUUAAAAUCUGGACUGUAAUCAACAUUUUCUUAUCUUUGAAGAUCCCUGGUAGAUCUCCCACAGUAGUCUGAGUACACAGCUUUUUUUUCAGAUUAUGCUUUUGCUGCAUUUAUUAUGGUGUCACUAAUUUUGCUGAAGAGAAUAUUUUAAUGACAAUGGGAAACUAAAGAAAGGAAGGAUUUAAUGGAUCAACUGAUCAUUUGUCAUUCCACUUAAUUUUAUACUGUUUUAAUGGCAUCUGUUUCUUUUAGAUAUCAUACAAUUGAAAUGGAUGAAUUUCAAGCAUAGAAUGCAGUAAAAAGGAUUUUACUUCGAGAUCUGUGCACUCUUUUCUUAAAUGCUUGUAAAUGUAAAACUUUUUAGAAUUAUUAAGUCCUCUCAUAAUUAUCGCUUGAAUUCAAAAGCACCAGCAAUUUCAACUGGUUCACUCCAUUUAAAUGGGUGCUAACCUCUACAUUUAGAUUCUUUGUGACUAACAGUGAAAGGACUAGAAUAUAAGAGUUUAAUUCCAUUUCUGAGCACAGAUUUAUAAAGGAACCUUGAGCUCUCUUUCAAAAGAAAUAGAGCUCAGAGAAGUUAAAUUACAUAGUUGCUUUAACUAGUUAGAAUCCCUUUAAAUCCUAUAAUUGUUUAAAGCAUACUGAAUAAUUUUUAUGGCGUUUUGUUUAGCAAUUAUAUACAUAUUAAAUAUGAAGUACUAGAAUUUAUUCUUAAGAAGUGGAGAAAUUUGAUAAUAUCCAAAACCGCUGUCUUAUUGGAAUAAAUUCUGCAUUGCCACUUCCUGUUAUAAAUGCACAGUAGAAAUGGGAAUAUUUAUGUACUGAAGCCUUUUUUAAAAAAAAUUAAAAAGAAUGAAUAACAAA